UCUGUCCAAAAAUAGAUUAACUGAAGUUCCUAUGGAGCUGUGUCACUUUGUGUCACUGGAAACACUGAAUCUGUACCACAAUUGUAUUAAAAUUAUUCCAGAUGCCAUAGUGAAUUUACAAAUGUUGACUUAUUUAAAUUUGAGUCGAAAUCAGCUUUCUUCUUUGCCAGCUUGCCUGUGUGGUCUUCCUCUAAAAGUCUUAAUUGCAAGUAACAAUAAGCUAGGUUCCCUGCCAGAAGAGAUAGGUCAGCUAAAACAGUUAAUGGAACUGGAUGUCAGCUGCAAUGAAAUCACAGCUUUACCACAGCAGAUAGGUCAGUUGAAAUCUCUAAGAGAACUGAAUAUCAGAAGAAAUUACCUCAAAGUUUUACCACAAGAACUAGUAGAGCUUCCCUUGGUAAAAUUUGACUUUUCCUGCAAUAAAGUGCUCGUGAUUCCACUUUGUUUUAGAAAGAUGAUGCAGUUACAAAUAUUAUUGCUUGAGAAUAAUCCUCUUCAGUCACCACCAGCCCAAAUUUGCACAAAGGGUAAAGUGCACAUAUUCAAAUACCUGAGCAUACAGGCAUGUCAGAUUAAAACAGCGGACUCGCUUUAUCUUAAUGCCAUAGAACGUCCACACUUGCAACAACCUGUGGAGGAGAGCAUGGAUGACAUCUAUCCAAAUAAGAAGGAUUCUGAUUCGGGUGUUGGUAGUGAUAAUGGCGAUAAACGCUUGUCUGCAACAGAGCCAUCUGAUGAAGAUACCCUCAGCCUUAAUAUGCCAAUGUCAAACAUUAUGGAAGAAGAUCAAAUUAUAAAGGAAGAUUUGGGUCACAACACAAACUCAAUAAAAGUGGAAUUUCAUCAGGGAUCACCUCCUCUAAUUGACAACGAUAAAUCAAGAGAAGCAGGAAACCAGUUUGCUGAUGGAUCAGAUACCCUCACUGCUGAAUUUAUAAGCUACAUCAAGGGCAGAGCAGAGGAAUGUGAUGAAUUACUACGAAUAGAAGAGGACACACAAUGGCAAACCGAAGACAUCACAAAUUCAUCAGAAGAGCCAAAUAUUGAUAUAGCAAUGAUAGAUCAGCUAAGAGAAGCAGUAGAUUUAUUACAGGAUCCCAACAGAUUAAGCUUGGAUAUUACUGAGGACAGUGGUGUGAAUCUGUAUCCUGUGGAACCUGCAACAGCUUUAGAAUUUCAGGAGUCUACAGUAAAUGGCCAAAUGCAGACAGAAAUGUCCCGUAUCUAUCAGGAAGAAAAUGCUGAGAAGGAAUUUGAAUUCCAAAAGACAAGGGGAUUGAUUAUGGAGAAAACAAAAGUGGAGGCCAAAAUUACAUUUGAACAGAAUGAAAAGCAGCCAUUAAGUCAGAAUGAUCUGAUUGUUUGGAAUAUAGAAGGACAAAGUUCUCACAAUGAGGGUAGGGACAGCACUCCACCUGUAUCUCCUACUACAAACAAAACCGCUCCAUUUGGCCUCAAGCCACGAUCAGACCCAUCCCUCACUCUUCCUCCUGUCUCCUUCGACACACUUACACAGGCACAAACAUGGGACAACUAUAGCUACAGUAUCCCAUCUGAAGGAGACAGUGACAAUGUAUUUUUAAGACCACAGAGAAAUUUGGAAUCAAUAGACCCUCAGUUUACAAUUCGAAGGAAAAUGGAACAGAUGAGAGAAGAGAGAGAACUUGUAGAACAACUGCGGGAGAAUAUUGAAACAAGACUAAAGAUCUGUUUGCCUGAAGACUUGGGAUCUGCUCUUAUGGAUGGGGUGGUUCUCUGUCAUUUAGUCAAUCACGUUCGUCCUCGAUCUGUAGGAAGUAUCCAUGUACCUUCACCAGCAGUACCUAAACUCAGCAUGGCAAAAUGCAGGAGAAAUGUAGAAAACUUUCUGGAUGCAUGUAGGAAACUGGGAAUACCAGAGGAGAAGCUCUGCCUACCACAUCACAUCCUAGAAGAAAAGGGCUUGGUAAAAGUGAGCAUAACCGUUCAAGCAUUACUAGACGUAACCACAACGAAACAAGCUUUAUUCACGUGAAACCACGAGGUCUGCUGUAAUCAGCUCUGCUGUGCCAUCCAAGUAUUAAAACACACUGCUCAUCUUUUCACACUGCAUUGAACAACACACUACUGCUCCAAGAGAGCAUUCCUGCAUACCUGACCUGAAAUUCAUCUUUCAGAUUUUGAACGUGUCAAGCUAUAAAUCAGAAACAAAACAAAUCAUUUUAUAGAGCAGAUUGGCACUUCACUGCAUUUAUGUCACUUGUACAGUACUUACUAAAAUGACCACCUCUCUGCCACUUCCAUAAGUGUGGAAUAUAGCUGUCUUGCAGCAAGAUACAUUGACCUGAUUAAAGUAAAAACCGUCUUUCUUUUUGUUUGUUUGGUUUGGUUUUUUUUGGAAAGAUAAAUAUUGGAAUUGUACCACGUUAGUUUUUCUGCAGUUGCUUCAGGCCAUUGCUUUUUAAAAAUACCCAGACCUAAAAUAUUUAUAUAAAUAUUAUUUAUUAGUGAAUUGUUAUUCAUCCUUUGGAUGCAAAAUGUAAAUUAGGAAACUGUAUUUUAUUACUGCUUUUUUGUGGUUAAACACUUUAAUAUAAAUAUUUAGUUAUUUUUUAUUCUGGUUGGUGUGCAGUAGUAUUAGACCUCCGGAAGCCGUAUUUUCUAAUACGUAACAAUAAACAACACUAGGUGCUUUUAUGAAAAGAACUGUUGGCUGGGAUGGCACUCACUCAUUUUCAGAUGUGUGGAACAUGGGUAACAUUUGUCUGCAUUUCUUUAGCUUCUUACAUUCCAGCAGCACCUCCCUCCUUCCCCUGUUAGAUCAAAUUGGUUGAAGUUUAGAGCACACCCAUUUUAUUUGUAUAUAGCUGUUAUUAGAAAUAAAUAAAUAAAUAAGGAAAGAUUAAACUUGAAAACAUAAAUGUGAACAACUAUUUUUGAUUGAUACUUAUUUUACUAUGCACAAGACAUUAAACUUUUACCACAGCAAAGCAAAUGAUGUGCAUUAGCAUCAUGUGUCUUGAAAUCGAAUUUUGCACUGUAACUUGAGUGAUAUUCAAAGAAGAGAGCACUACAGGACAAAUUAAGGAAAAAAUAGCACAAGGAAGUAAACAAUAGGAAGUUUACCAGCUAGCCAAAAUGUGUGCAGUCGAUGGUUUCUUCAAGAGAAGAUACAGUUGUUCAGAUUGCCUACCAUCCUAAAGGCCCUUUGUCAAAUACUCACUGCUUGGUGUUGUGCUUACUACAGUGAUUAUAAUCUCAUUAUAGUCCAUGUAGUUCCUCCGGAUUUCACAUAACACUGAGCAUAACAUUUAGUGGUGAAUGUUUGCAGGAUCUAGAUUCCUUGUCCCAACUGAGGAACAGAAAAUAAGGGGUCAUGUUAUUUUUAACUUCAGAAGUUGUAAAUGCCUAAUUUAUUAUCAAAGCAUUGUUGGAAAAAUGUUCUAGGUAGAUACAUUUGAGCACAGUGGUAUUCACAAUAUUUGGAACAUCAAUUUCCUUUGUAUGAAAACCUGGUGAGGUCAUUUAGGCAAACAAGGCAGGGAAGUUGUAUGUGGCAAAAAGGAUGGGUGUUAGGGUCAGUGUUACAUUCAAGCAAGUAGCAUUUGAAGCGCAUUACACACAGGUGAGACAAUGUAGAGGGGGAUUUAAGUAGCAAGUGGAUGGGUAGAAAUAAAAAGCUUAAAGCUGUUUGAAAGAACAGUGCAUCAUUGUCACAAUACUCCAUAUUCUAGGCAGAGUUUUAAGCAUGUUCACACAAAGACAAGGCAUUUAAAAAUCCCCAUAUUCCAGUAACUGAUUUUUUUAAGCUUGAAUAAUAUAUGCUAUUUGAAUGCAGACUAAGCAUUUUUGACAUUUCAAAUUGCCAGUGUACUGGAGUGUAUUGAGGGCAACUUGUUAGGGGGAUAAGUGAUAUCCAGGAUAAUGAGACUUAAAGUAUGUAUAUCCAGUUAUUUCAACCAAAGCAAAAGCUUUUGUUUUAUCGAGGGAACAUUGACUUAAAUUGUAAUUUUGAUUGGCAGCUAGCAUAUUAUUUCCUAUUAAACUGUACUGUGCACUUUAACACUAAAUUAAAAUGUAUUUUAAUGUUUGACAGAGCUGCACAAAUACCUGUUUUGUCAAAAAGCCUGAACAAUGUAAAGAAAGUAAGUUUUCAACUCAGAGUAUAUCAGACUUAAAAAAUAAGCAUUCAAAGAUUGACUAUAUAAAUAGGAAUAUUCAUUGCUGCAUCUUGAAGGGUAAAAUGCAGGUUCCUGAGUAUUUUUUUACAAUGUAUAUAUGGCAACAUGAAGCUUUGUAAUUAUUAUUUUAACAAAUCUUUGUUUUUUCAUAAUUAAAGUUUGAUUUUUCUCCUGAUAGUGUCCUUCAGUAUUUGCUGAAAGUUGGCUGUAAAUGGCUCUAAAUAUUUUGUAAUACAGCUUUUUUAUGCAGUCUUAACCUGUAUGGCUAAAAAAAAUCUUCAUGAAUCUUUGUACACUAUUUAUAUGUGCAAUAAAGCAUGCAUGGCCAACUGAUAAUAUAAGCAGUGAACAUAAUGUAUAUAGUGCAAAUAUCCUAACUGUAGUUACAAUUAAACCAUUUUAUUUGUACAAACCA
Messenger RNA from Gavialis gangeticus (Gharial), 4575 nucleotides. It is a transcript of the gene LRCH1, whose product is annotated as leucine rich repeats and calponin homology domain containing 1. Gene Ontology annotation, molecular function: protein binding. The record is from RefSeq and is a predicted model, not a curated record. Bases 32 to 2014 code for a protein of 660 amino acids. Lineage: Eukaryota; Metazoa; Chordata; Crocodylia; Gavialidae. The transcript has 20 exons.